This is a messenger RNA of Halichondria panicea, 1293 nucleotides long. Its product is annotated as elongator complex protein 4-like. Gene Ontology annotation, cellular component: cytoplasm; transcription elongation factor complex; elongator holoenzyme complex. The record is from RefSeq and is a predicted model, not a curated record. The transcript has 10 exons. Gene Ontology annotation, biological process: tRNA wobble uridine modification. NCBI's taxonomy places the organism in Eukaryota, Metazoa, Porifera, Demospongiae, Suberitida, Halichondriidae. The coding region runs from base 24 to 1172 and encodes 382 amino acids.
AAUCGGCCUGGUCUCGAGGCUACAUGUAUACAGACCAUACUUGGCAAAUGGCCAGCAGCUUUAGAAAGAAAGGAAGCAGCAAGUCCACUCAUCUCAGAGGCACCAGACCUUCCCUACAUAAUACUCAGCUGCUAGUGUCUACUGGAGUCCCUUCUCUGGAUGUGUUGCUGGGUGGAGGUCUUGCUGUAGGUACUGUUCUCCUUGUAGAAGAGGAUGUGUGUGGAUCAUACUCGCGUCUCCUCCUCAAGUACUUCCUGGCUGAAGGAGUAAUGUGUGGCCACUCUCUCCUUUUGGCAAGUGCGUCAGAGAACCCUGAGGACAUCGUUAAGGACUUGCCUGGUUCUGUUGAAGUAGAGCAGCAACAACAACAUUUAGCAGCAAUACAGGAGGACUCAAUGGGAGAGGAACAGAUGAAGAUUGCAUGGCGGUAUCAAAAUCAACCCAAAGUGCAGUCAUCCUUCAGUACGCAGUUUGGACACUUUUUUGAUUUGACCACCCACAUGGACCCUGCACGACUGGAGGCAGUCACCAGGAUCUUCUUUAGUGCAGUGAAUAUGGCUGUUGUAAGCUCAUCUGCUCAACUCUAUAAUGCAUUGAGGGAGUCCAUUCUGACUACAGUGAACAGUGAAAAAUUCAGUGUUGAUGAGCCGUCUAGUAAUCAGAGCGGAAUUCUGAGAGUGGGUGUCCAGUCCAUGGGGAGUCCCUUGUGGCUGGAUGAGGGCGACGACCCAUCCCUCCCACAGUUCCUGCAUGCUCUCAGAGGCCUACUCAGGAAAGCACAUGCUGUGGCCGUUCUCACAGUACCUACACAUCUCAUGCAGGACAGUGCCCACGUGAGUCGACUGGAGAGACUUAGUGAUGCUGUCAUUCACUUGGAGUCAUUUGCCGGUUCUGAGAAAGAGCAGAAUCCUCUGUAUAGAGAUUAUCAUGGUUUGUUUCAUCUUCGCAAAAUCCCACGCCUUAAUUCUCUGGUUGGUCAUUUUCCGGAAACAAUGGACUUGGCAUUCAAGUUGAAAAAAAAGAAGUUUUUGAUUGAGAAACUUCAUCUUCCUCCUGAGCUCUCAGAAACUGCUAGCAGGUCUCAAGAAGAUACAAAAACUGUACCAUUGACGACAGCUGAUAGUAGAUCUAACAGGUCUAUUUUGAGUUUGUCUAAAAAGAUUGAUUUUUGAGUCUGUGUGUACACUCUCUUGGGGUCUAUAAAGCCACAUGUGUUCGUAAAAGUAAUAAACAUAAAUGUGUCUGUGUAAUUUAUGUUAUUUCGAGAUGAUACACUUAAUGGACACGUUGAAA